This is a messenger RNA of Cuscuta europaea, 2132 nucleotides long. The record is from the annotation of a GenBank genome assembly. NCBI's taxonomy places the organism in Eukaryota, Viridiplantae, Streptophyta, Magnoliopsida, Solanales, Convolvulaceae.
CAAACGCCAACCAAAAAGCAAAAGGCUCCCAUCUGAAAACUCAAAUUAAAGCUCCUUUUUUUAUAUUUUUUCCUUCAUUCUGAAAAGCCUUUUAGCUUUCUUUCUUUAUCCAAUGGAAGAAGACAGCGAGGGUUUGACUCCAUUUUGGGCACAAGGAAACACCGGUCCCCGCCGGAGGGAUCGACUUCUCAGCCGCUCAGAGUCCGGCGUUUUCAGCUCCGGCGUCCUGGCCUUCCUCCUCCUUGUUUCUGCCAUUGUCUUUCUUCUUUUCAUUGGUCAGCAUUCCAGCACCAGCACCGUCCUCCGGCCGACGGAAGUCAAGAAAAAUUGGGACUCGCUGAAUAUUCUUUUGGUUUUUCUGGCAAUUAUUUUCGGGUUACUGAGCAGGAACAAGAAUGAGUCUCAGAAAUCGAAUCCCUCAACACCCAAUUGGAAUAGUUACAGAGAAGAAGAUGUUCAACGACCGGACCCGCCAAUUGUUAAUCAGUGGGUCGAGAGCUCCAAUCGAAGCUCAUUUAAUGGUCGCGGCGACGCUUCUGGCGGUUUGCGGCGGACUUAUGGAUCUUACCCUGACCUCUGCGAAAUGUCGCCGCGGUGGGUCUCCCCCGACGAUCAGUGGCGGUUUGUUGAUGAUACCCUUGUUGAUUCUUGGAAAUCGAAUGACUCCGGGAACAUGAAUCGGCGCAAGGGCUGGAGGGAUACUGAUCGGAGUCCGGAGGCGGAAAGCAAGAACCUUUAUGCGGACAUGGACGCGCAAUCGAUUAAGGAAGAGACAAAAGCACCAACACCGCCAACACCGCCGCAGCCCACGGCUGCGGCACCAAAAUCUGAACAAGUUCGAUCCGAAUGGGAGACCAGCGCUCGGAAUAAGAGGGAUUAUGAUGCUGAAUCAAACAUCCCCGCAUCUCCACAGCCGCCUUUCACUCCUCCUCCACCGCCGCCUCCCCCUCCUCCACCGCCUCGGUUGCUUGAUUCAAAAAGCAGCAAAAUUGAGCGGAAGCGAGGCGGAACAAGUGCGACUAAAGAGUUUAUUAUAAACUCUAUUUAUCACAAGAAGAAAAGAAAACACAGAUCCAAGAGCUUGGACAACUUGGAUUUCCAGAUGUCCCCGCCGUCUGCUCCACCGCCUCCGCCGUCUUCCUCUGUCUUUCAAAAUUUGUUUUCAUCGAAGAAACCUAAACAAAAGAAAAAAGUCCGACCUGCCUCAACGCAAAGGACCCCCCCACCGCCACCUCCGCCGCCGUCAGCUUCAUCAAGAACGCCCCCCAUCAACAGACUUAAAGCAACACCAGUUGGUGAAAUGGCUAAAAUUGUCGUAAUGGUGGAAGAGAAAUCCAACUCGGGCGGUGACUCCCCAUUGAUCACGAUACCUCCGCCGCCUCCGCCUCCGCCGCCGUUCUCAACAAAGCCGGCUUGGAAGUUUGUCGUGAAGGGUGGGUACGUGAGAGUUGAUAGCUUCGCCAGUUCCCGCUCGGGUUCGCCGGAUCUUGAUGAUUCCGAUGUCACCCCAACCGCAGCGGAAGCCGGAGAUGAACCGAACCAGUUUCCGCCAUCACCAUUGUUCUGCGCUAGCCCGGACGUGAACACGAAAGCUGAGAAUUUCAUUUCAAAUUUCAGAGCUGGGCUGAAAUUGGAGAAGUUGAAUUCUGUGAAAAUCCAAGGCCCGGGCCCUUCCAAUCUGGGCCCAACACUACUAUCCAAAUAGUCACAAAAAAUGGAUUUGGAGCCUCUUUUGGCAAAGUAGGGUGCCUGUCUUUUGGCAACCCUCCGAUCAAAAAUUCAACGGUUGACGAUCCUGAGGUCCGUAUCUCGAGGGCCGCCAUUCUUAUCAUCCGCCCGUCCUUUGUGAGGAUCUGAAUCCCAAAAAAAUAUGCUACGUAUUUCGUUAAUAUUUUCUUUGUUCAAUAAUUAUUUGAUUUUUUUUAUUUGUACGGAGUAUAUCUUUACUUCUUUUUCAUGUGGUAAAAUCUUGUAAUUCACACGUUUUUUGGACGAUUAGAAGGUCUCUGGUUUUCCAUGGUAAUGGUGUGUUCAUUUUUUAUUUUAUUACUCGGUAUUUGUUUGGAAUAAAUGAAUAAUUGCGGUGUUGUUUAUGAUUUUUUUGCCGAAUUGUUUUUAUCAUAUUGGACAUA